Messenger RNA from Phaedon cochleariae (mustard beetle), 7708 nucleotides. The record is from the annotation of a GenBank genome assembly. NCBI's taxonomy places the organism in Eukaryota, Metazoa, Arthropoda, Insecta, Coleoptera, Chrysomelidae.
UAUUACUUAACACAAUAUUAUUGAUGCAAAGUUCAUGCAGGACCAUCUAUUUUUGGCACAUGAAAGUGGACAAACAAUUCAGCUCUUUUCCCCCAAAGAAUACAUUGAAUGGAAAUUAGUCAGAAUAAACGGACCACGGUACAUUCAUGGUGAAAACAUUCGACUUACCUCAUUUUCCGGUCUACCCUGUGCCCUAUGAAAAUUUCGAUCAACGCCACUGCACCUCCUUUUUUAAUGAGAUUGCCUUAGGGCGCCUAGGCCGGACCUGCAACAUUUAUGGCAACGUCGCAAAACUGAAAACUGACGAGUGACGACUGUCACGACAGUGGUGUUGACAUUAAAUUUCUAACUACUUUAACCUCAAAAAAAUCUAGAAAGAAAUGAAAUGAGUACAAAAUCAAAAUGGACAAACUUCGACUCUUCGAGGUGAUACCUUGAUCGAGAUUGCUGGUCAACUUGUUGAAAUGGCCUCUUGGCAUAAUUCUAAGGAAUUUAUCACAAAUCAGAACUAACAACAACUUUUAUAGUACCUAUUCCGACCUACCUGGUAAAAAUGAUAUUUCCAGAAAAUCAGGAAAUUAGAUAUUUCAUCCAUAACCAUUUCAAAUCGGCUAAAUACCAAUCCAAAGCAAAAACGAAGAAUUAUAUCCAAAUGAAAUAAUUAUCCUUGUCAAAAACAUUGAACUUGAUCCUUGAUAGCCGGCGCCAACAGAUUAACAGAAACAGUUCAACAGUUGACAGGAUUCUGACUGCUGUUUUGAUUCUUGUCCGCGACAUUGUGCCUUUUUCUGUUGAUUUUCCGAAAUUCUCCGCAAUUUCUUGAAAUGGGUGAUGCUGAGGAAAGUGUACCUUGUUAUUUAAUACUGGAGGAUGAUACAAUUCUGAAGGGAUACUCUUUUGGAGCAAAAAAACCAAUAGACGGCGAAAUAGUUUUCCAAACUGGUAUGGUUGGCUAUCCAGAAUCAUUGACAGAUCCCAGUUAUCAUUCUCAAAUUCUCAUCCUCACAUAUCCCAUCAUUGGAAACUAUGGAGUUCCUGCUGAAACUAUUGAUGAACAUGGCUUGCCUUAUUUUUUCGAAUCAAACCAGAUCUGGGCAUCUGCCUUGGUUGUGGGGGAACAUUGCGACUUUCCAAGCCACUGGCGUAAUGCUCGCACCCUAUCCUCCUGGAUGAAAGAGCAAAAUAUUCCCGGAAUACAGGGCGUCGAUACUAGGCAGCUAACGAAAAUAAUACGUGAAAGAGGCACGAUGCUGGGAAGAAUCGUUUACAGCUUACCACUCCCCUUGGGUGUUCAAAUUCAAGAUCCGAACACUGCAAAUUUAGUUGCUGAAGUAUCCAUCAAGAAACCAUUAACCUACAACUCGAAUGGAAAUCCAAGGAUCUGUGCAGUCGACUGUGGCUUGAAAUAUAAUCAAAUUAGAUGUCUUGUUAACAGGGGAGCUAGAGUUGAUGUGGUACCAUGGAACCACAAACUCGAUAUUGGCGAAUAUGAUGGCCUUUUCCUCAGUAACGGACCUGGUAACCCAGAAAUGUGUAAAGAAACUAUCACUAACAUCAAAUCAGUUCUAAACAGUGGCCAGGUCAAACCAAUAUUUGGUAUUUGCUUAGGACAUCAACUUCUUUCCAUGUCCAUAGGCUGUACCAGUUACAAAAUGAGGUAUGGUAAUCGAGGCCAUAAUCAACCAUGCAUUCACCAUGACACAGGUAGAUGUUACAUGACCUCUCAAAACCAUGGUUUUGCCAUAGAUGUCAAAUCAUUGCCUCAAGAUUGGAAGCCUUUAUUCACGAACGCCAAUGAUAACACGAAUGAAGGUAUAGUCCACUCCAGCCUUCCCUAUUUCAGCGUUCAAUUUCAUCCAGAACACAAUGCUGGGCCUCAAGAUCUAGAAGUCCUAUUCGACGUUUUCUUGAACGUUAUUAAAAACUACACAAAUACUCAUAUCAAUGCUAAAGAUUGUCUCGCAGAAACUUUGAAGUACCAAAUACAAAAACCUAUAAAUUUCUCCGUGCCAAAAAAGAUUCUUAUAAUAGGCUCAGGAGGUCUGUCUAUUGGCCAAGCGGGAGAAUUCGACUACUCUGGUUCACAAGCCAUCAAAGCAUUGAAAGAGGAAAACAUCCAAACAGUCCUCAUCAACCCCAAUAUAGCAACCGUCCAAACUUCCAAAGGACUGGCCGAUAAAGUAUAUUUCCUACCUUUAGUACCAACUUAUGUAGAACAAGUCAUUCGCUCAGAAAGACCAGGAGGGGUACUCUUAACUUUCGGUGGUCAAACGGGCUUAAACUGCGGAGUAGAGCUAGAAAGGCAAGGUGUGUUCGAGAAGUAUGGGUGCAAGAUAUUGGGUACCCCGAUUCAAGCCAUUAUUGAUACAGAAGAUCGCAAAAUAUUCAGUGAAAGAGUAGCCGAGAUCGGGGAGAAGGUUGCUCCAAGUAUGGCCGCUCAUUCUGUCCAAGAGGCGAUAGAAGCAGCUGAGCAAUUGGGAUAUCCUGUAAUGGCCAGGGCUGCUUUCUCAUUGGGAGGUUUAGGUUCAGGCUUUGCUAACUGCCAAGAAGAGUUGAAAGCACUAGCUCUGCAAGCUUUAGCCCACUCCAGUCAGUUGAUCAUCGACAAAUCUUUGAGAGGUUGGAAGGAGGUCGAGUAUGAGGUUGUAAGGGAUGCAUUUGAUAAUUGCAUCACGGUUUGUAAUAUGGAGAACGUGGAUCCUCUUGGUAUCCACACUGGAGAGUCUAUAGUAGUAGCGCCAAGUCAGACUUUGAGUAAUAAAGAAUAUAAUAUGCUUAGAACUACUGCUAUUAAAGUUAUCAGGCAUUUUGGGAUUGUCGGGGAGUGUAACAUUCAGUAUGCUUUGAAUCCACACUCUGAAGAGUAUUAUAUUAUAGAAGUUAAUGCCAGGUUGUCAAGAAGCUCAGCUUUGGCCAGCAAAGCUACUGGUUAUCCCUUAGCUUAUGUUGCAGCCAAGCUUGCUUUAGGAAUUCCCUUACCUGAAAUCAAAAACUCAGUUACUGGUGUCACUACUGCUUGUUUUGAACCGAGCUUGGACUAUUGCGUGGUGAAGAUUCCAAGGUGGGACUUGCACAAAUUUUCUAGAGUGAGCACCAAAAUCGGUAGCUCUAUGAAGAGUGUUGGAGAAGUGAUGGCAAUCGGCAGGAAAUUCGAGGAAGCUUUUCAGAAAGCUCUUAGAAUGGUCGACGAGAAUGUGGAAGGUUUUGAUCCCUAUCUUAAACCAGUCGAUGAUGAAGAACUCAAAGAACCUACUGAUAAAAGAAUGUUUGUGCUGGCAGCAGCAUUGAAAAAGGGCUACACUAUCGACAAACUAUAUGACCUUACUAAAAUAGAUAAAUGGUUCUUACAGAAAAUGAACAAUAUCAUCAACUAUCUCACAAUACUAGAGUCUUUCGACCAAAACACUGUUACAUGCAAUAGUCUACUCCAAGCCAAGCAAAUGGGUUUCUCUGAUAAACAAAUAGCUUCAGCCCUCAAAAGUACCGAGUUAGCGAUCCGCAAACAAAGAGAAGAUUUUGACAUAACACCUUUCGUGAAACAAAUUGAUACAGUAGCUGCUGAAUGGCCUGCAACCACAAACUACCUGUAUAUAACCUAUAAUGCUUCUUCUCACGAUAUUGAAUUCAACGAAGAACAUACUAUGGUGAUAGGAUCAGGAGUAUAUAGAAUUGGUAGUUCAGUGGAGUUUGAUUGGUGUGCUGUAGGAUGUCUCAGAGAGCUAAGGAGACUGAAUAGAAAAACGAUAAUGGUAAACUAUAACCCCGAGACUGUUAGUACCGAUUAUGACAUGUCAGAUAGAUUGUACUUUGAAGAAAUCUCCUUCGAAGUUGUAAUGGACAUCUACAACAUUGAAAACCCUUGCGGCAUUAUAUUAUCUAUGGGUGGUCAGUUGCCUAAUAAUAUCGCAAUAGAUUUGCAUAGACAACAAGCUAGAAUACUUGGGACAUCACCCGAUUCCAUCGAUGGGGCUGAAAACAGGUUCAAAUUUUCACGAAUGCUCGAUAGAAUAGGUAUCCUGCAGCCUAGAUGGAAAGAGUUGACUAACCUAAAAUCCGCCAUCCAGUUUUGUGAAGAAGCAGGUUAUCCUUGCUUAGUAAGACCGUCAUACGUGCUGAGCGGAGCUGCAAUGAACGUAGCACAUUCAAACCAAGACCUGGAGACAUACCUCAACGCAGCCAGUGAUGUCAGUAAAGAACAUCCUGUUGUGAUCACCAAGUUCUUAUUGGAGAGUAAAGAGAUAGAUGUAGAUGCAGUUGCUUGUGAUGGCGUGAUACUUUGCAUGGCCGUCUCUGAGCAUGUGGAAAAUGCUGGAGUCCAUUCAGGAGAUGCCACUUUGGUCACUCCUCCACAGGACAUCAACUCUGAGACUCUGACGAAGAUAAAACAUAUAGUAAAGUCGAUAGCUGCUUCGCUAGAAGUCACUGGACCUUUCAACAUGCAGCUGAUAGCCAAGGACAACGACCUCAAGGUCAUAGAAUGCAACGUCAGGGUGUCGAGAUCGUUUCCUUUCGUCUCCAAAACGUUGGACCACGAUUUCGUCGCUAUGGCAACGCGGGUUAUCGUCGGGGAACCUGUAGAUCCAGUGGAUGUUUUGCACGGUUGCGGGAAAGUGGGAGUGAAGGUACCGCAGUUUUCUUUCUCGAGAUUGGCUGGGGCAGAUUUCAUGUUGGGGGUGGAGAUGGCUUCUACAGGAGAGGUGGCGUGCUUCGGGGAUAAUCGGUAUGAGGCUUAUCUCAAGGCCAUGAUGAGUACUGGGUUCAGCAUUCCAAAGAACUCGAUUUUGCUCUCCAUCGGGAGUUUUAAGCAUAAAAUGGAACUGCUGCCAAGUAUGAGGUCCCUGAGGAAGAUGGGUUACAAAUUGUAUGCUAGUUUGGGAACAGCAGAUUUUUACAAUGAACAUGGAGUUGAUGUUGAAUCUGUCCAAUGGACUUUCGAUAGCAUCGAUGACAUCACAAGCCAAGGAGAACUGAGACCGCUGGCCGAGUUCUUGUCGAAGAAACAGUUCGAUUUGGUCAUCAACUUGCCGAUGAGGAACGGAGGAGCCAGAAGAGUGUCCUCUUUCAUGACACACGGUUACAGGACAAGAAGACUAGCUAUCGAUUAUUCCAUUCCCUUGGUGACAGACGUCAAAUGCGCCAAAUUAUUGGUUGAGGCCCUCCGUCUGAUCGGCAAAGCGCCGCCCAUGAAGACGCACACCGACUGCAUGAGUUCGCGGCGCAUCGUCAAGCUGCCCGGCUUCGUCGACACGCACGUGCACGUCAGAGAGCCGGGGGCCGCCCACAAAGAGGACUACGCCAGCUGCACGGCGGCUGCCCUCGCUGGCGGGGUCACCCUGAUUUGCGCCAUGCCCAACACGGACCCCGCCGUGGUGGACGAGGAGGCGUUCGUGCUGGUGAAGCGGCUGGCGAAGGAGGGGGCGAGGUGCGACUACGCCAUCUACGUGGGUGCCUCUUCCGACAACUACUCGACCAUCUCAGACUUCGCCUCCGAGGCCGCCGCCCUGAAGAUGUAUCUGAACGAAACGUUCACCACCCUCCGCCUGAAGGACUUGGACGUGUGGGCCAAACAUCUGGCCAACUGGCCCAAAAGGGCGCCGUUGUGCGUGCAUGCCGAGAGUCAGACGACGGCCGCCAUCAUUUUGUUGUCUAGCUUGCAAAACAGGCCUGUGCAUAUAUGCCAUGUGGCAAGGAAGGAAGAGAUCAUGAUUAUCAAGGCUGCCAAGGAAAAAGGCUUGAAAGUCACCUGCGAAGUAUGUCCACAUCAUCUAUUUUUGUCCACCGAUGACAUAGGAAGAAUUGGAGUAUCAAAAAGCCAGGUUAGACCAGUGCUAGUGUCCCCCGAAGACCAGCAAGCCCUGUGGGACAACAUGCACAUCAUCGAUUGCUUCGCCACUGACCAUGCGCCGCACACGCUGGAAGAGAAGCUCAGCGACAAAGCGCCGCCAGGCUUCCCGGGCCUGGAGACCAUUCUGCCGCUGCUGCUCGACGCUGUCAACGAGGGCAGGCUGACGCUCGAGGACGUGGUCAACAAGUUCCACAGGAACCCGAAGAGGAUCUUCAAUUUGCCCGACCAGCCGAAUACCUACGUGGAGGUGGAUAUGGACGAGGAAUGGGUUAUACCCGAGGCGAUGGCUUAUAGUAAGGCUAGGUGGACGCCUUUUGCUGGAAAAAAAAUCAAGGGUUCAGUUCAUAGAGUGGUCCUUCGAGGUGAAGUGGCUUACGUCGAGGGGCAAGUUUUGGUUCAGCCAGGGUUCGGGCAGAACGUCAGAGAUUGGGACAGACGUACCUACAGCAUCACCGUGGAAUCCAGUAGGCCGUCUUCUUCUCUAGGUUUGGAGCGGCCGACUUCACCAUUCCAUCACUCUAAUGGCAACAUCGACAGCGACACCGACGGCCAAACCAACGAGAUCUUCUCCAAGCUUCUCACCGCCGAUGCCAAAGUCCACUUCGCGCACGAGCCGCACGCGCAUGCGCUGGACUCGCGCCUCUCCCCCCUACCACCUCGGGUGCGCACCGAGAGCCUCACGAUGGGGGAGCGCAGGGCGAAAGCGGACGCACAGGGUGUGGGGGACGGCGUUCAUCAUUCGACGGGGUUGCACGGCAAGCACGUGUUGGGGGUUGACAUGUUCACCAAGGACCAGCUGAACGACAUCUUCAAUUUGGCGCAGAGCUUUCGGGUGUAUGUUGGCAAGGAUAGGCCGUUGGAUCAUAUUUUGAAAGGAAAAAUCAUGGCGUCCGUAUUCUACGAGGUGAGCACGAGGACGAGCUGCAGCUUCGCGGCAGCCAUGCAGCGGCUGGGAGGCAAAGUCAUUUACAUGGACGAGACCAGCUCGUCGGUGAAAAAGGGGGAGACCCUAGAGGACUCGGUGGCAGUCAUGGCGGGGUAUGCAGACGUAGUGGUGUUGAGACAUCCGGCGCCCGGGUCUGUCCUAGUUGUAGCGGUUACUAGAAUGGACGUUCAGCAAUAUUGCAAAAGUGAAGUUUAUAAAUGUAACGUUCCAGCAAAGUCACAGCAGCAUGUAAUAUUGCUGCAACGCUACAUUAUCAAACAGUCUAGGCAAGGACACAAUUGCAAAGCGUCCCAUCAUUGUCGGAAACCUCUGAUAAAUGCAGGAGACGGAGUAGGAGAGCAUCCUAGUCAGGCCCUGUUGGAUAUCUUCACUAUCCGCGAAGAAAUCGGUACUGUUAACGGGCUGAAUAUAACUUUGGUCGGUGAUCUCAAAAACGGACGUACUGUACAUUCCCUGGCCAGACUACUGACACUUUAUAAUGUUCAAUUGAGGUACGUGAGCCCUCCCAGUUUAAAAAUGCCAAGUCAUGUGACUGAAUUCGUCAGAUCUAAAGGAAUACAACAGGAAGAAUAUAGUUCCAUGGAAGAUGUAUUGCCUGAUACAGAUGUUCUAUAUAUGACCAGGAUACAAAGGGAAAGAUUUGAUAGCCAGGAGGAAUAUGAUAGGGCUUGUGGGCAUUUUAUUGUGACCCCCAAACUGAUGACUAGAGCCAAGAGGAAAAUGGUAGUGUUGCAUCCCCUUCCUAGGGUGUUUGAGAUAAGUCCGGAAUUCGAUUCUGAUCCUCGUGCUGCAUAUUUCAGACAAGCAGAAUGUGGAAUGUAUGUUAGAAUGGCAUUGCUGGCGAUGGUUUUGGGAAAAUGUUGAGAUACAAAAUAUAUAAGAGGAAAUAGGUUCUUCAUUGUAUUCAUUCCCCUUUU